Molecule: messenger RNA, 1443 nt
Organism: Chaetomium strumarium
Lineage: Eukaryota; Fungi; Ascomycota; Sordariomycetes; Sordariales; Chaetomiaceae
Exons: 5
Coding region: 310-1323 (337 amino acids)
Biological process (GO): L-histidine biosynthetic process
Cellular component (GO): cytoplasm
Molecular function (GO): ATP phosphoribosyltransferase activity; magnesium ion binding
Source: RefSeq, a predicted model, not a curated record
AAAUUCGGCCUCUGACUCGACACUCGACCAAACAAUACCCCUUGGUCUGCAAUAGUUGCGCAUAGCUACCUGCCAGCACGUGCAUACAUCGGCAAUAUAUAUUCUUGAGUUCUACAGGAAUUCGCAGACCCAAUUGGACAAGGACGAGCCGCUGCUGUGCGACAGAGUACGUGGGGGGCCCUUAGUCAGGUCAGGAGUGUCUCUUUCUGCAGUCUGCUUGCGCGCCAUCUGCGCGAUCCUAGACUAGAAAAGCCCGCUUCCGUGUCACAUCAGCCACCAUGGAUCUGGUCAACCAACUCCCUAGCCGCCAUGAGUCAAGAGCUGAUCCGUCUGGAAAGCCUAGAAGGCCGACUGCUCUUCGCAGUGCCCAAGAAGGGUCGCCUCCUCCAAGCGAGCCUAAACCUGCUCGAAGGUGCCGACAUCCAAUUCAGGCGUGAGAACCGCCUCGACAUCGCGCUCGUCAAAAACCUGCCCAUCGCGCUCGUCUUCCUCCCCGCCGCAGAUAUCCCCACCUUUGUCGGCGAGGGCCGCGUCGACCUGGGCAUCACGGGCUACGACCAGGUGCAGGAGCACGAUGCCGGCGUCAGGGCGCUCGCGCGCGCCCGCCGCAUGAGCAAUGAGUGGGAUCCCAACUCGGCCGCGAACGGCAAGCCGCAGGGCUGCGAAACGGUCAUGGACCUCAGCUUCGGCGCCUGCCGCCUGCAAGUCCAGGUGCCCGCCAAGGGCGAGUACUCCCAGGGCAAGGACCUGAUCGGGAAGAACAUCGGCACUAGCUUUGUGCACCUCGCGACCGAGUACUUUGCCCGGCUGGAGAUGGAGUCCGAGGGCGUCACGGAUGCAGCCAAGUUCGAGGGCAGAAAGCUCCGGACCAAGAUCAUUGAGCUCAGCGGGAGCGUCGAGGCCGCCUGCGCGCUGGGUGUGGCGGAUGGCAUCGUCGACUUAGUUGAAUCCGGCGAGACAAUGAGAGCCGCCGGGCUCAAAGCAAUCGACACGGUCGUCGACAGCUCAGCCAUCCUCAUCAAGUCCAAAGCGCCCAGCAACCCCGCGCUGGUCGACCUGAUCGCCUCGCGCAUCGGCGGCGUCAUCACGGCCCAGAAGUACGUGCUCUGCCAGUACAACGUACCUCGCGUGAAACUGCCCGAGGCGACCAAGAUCACCCCUGGCAAGCGCGCCGCGACCGUCACGUCACUCGAUGAGGAAGGGUGGGUAGCCGUCAGCGCCAUGGUGGAGAAGAAGCGCAUCGCGCCCGUCAUGGACGACUUGGUAACGGUGGGCGCCACGGAUAUCUUGGUGUUGGAUAUCCACAAUACGAGGAGUAGCUGAGUUUAAACCGUAGAGAUAUAGGAUAAAUAAAAUGGGGGGUUAGAUGGCCAGGAGGGAAAGUUCUACAAUUCACGGUCUAGGCAUGGUCUGAGGUAAAGGGUAGGUAAUAUUGAGUGUAAG